AUGGCCGACGAGGGCAAGUCGUACAACGAGCAUGAUGACCGAGUCAGUGUCCCUCGAAGAAGGAAAGGCCGGGGUCCUUUCCGAUGGCCUGGGAACCGUCGCUCUGGAAGAGGAGGCUCUGGUAUUCGGUCUAACCGCCAGGAGGAGGAGGAUGGAGAUGUGGCAAUGGUUGAUGCCCAGGAUGGUCCCCGAAUACGAUACAACCCUUAUACCUCCCGACCCAACCGCCGUGGUGAUAAUUGGCAUGAUCGAGACCGCAUCCACGUUACCAUGCGGAGAGACAGAGCACCUCCAGAGAGGGGGGGAGCUGGCACCAGCCAGGAUGGGACCUCCAAGAACUGGUUCAAGAUUACAAUUCCAUAUGGCAGAAAGUAUGACAAAGCAUGGCUGCUGAGCUUGAUUCAGAGCAAAUGCAGCGUCCCCUUCACGCCAGUUGAGUUUCACUAUGAGAACAUGCGGGCCCAGUUUUUCGUGGAGGACACCAGCACCGCUUCUGCUCUGAAGGCCGUCAACUACAAGAUUGUUGAUCGGGAGAACCGAAAGAUAUCAAUCAUCAUCAACCCUUCUGCUCCACCCCAGACCGUGCAGAAUGAGCUGAAACCAGAGCAGGUAGAGCAGCUAAAGCUGACCAUGAGCAAAAGAUAUGACGACUCCCAGAAAGCACUCGACCUCAAGGGCCUGCGUACUGACCCAGAUUUGGUGGCACAGAACAUCGAUGUUGUCCUGAGCCGCAGAAGCUGCAUGGCCGCCUCCCUGCGAAUCAUUGAAGAGAACAUCCCUGAGCUAUUAUCUUUGAACUUGAGCAAUAAUAGGUUAUUCCGAUUAGACGAUCUAUCUAAUAUAGUGCAGAAGGCACCGAACCUCAAGGUCCUUAACCUCUCAGGAAAUGAGUUGAAGUCUGAACGAGAGCUGGAUAAGAUCAAGGGGCUGAAGCUAGAAGAGCUCUGGCUCGAUGGAAACCCGCUGUGUGACUCCUUCCGGGACCAGUCCACCUACAUCAGCGCCGUUCGCGAACGAUUCCCCAAGUUACUACGCCUGGACGGCCAUGAGUUACCUCCACCAAUUGCCUUUGAUGUCGAAGCCCCCACAAUGCUACCGCCCUGCAAGGGAAGCUACUUCGGAACUGAGACCCUGAAGAGUCUGGUCUUGCACUUCCUGCACCAAUACUAUGCCAUUUACGACUCUGGAGAUCGGCAGGGCCUCUUGGAGGCCUACCAUGACGGGGCUUGCUGUUCCCUGAGCAUUCCCAUCACCCCCCAAAAUCCUAACCGAAGCAACUUGGCAGAGUACUUCAAAGACAGCAGGAACGUGAAGAAGCUUAAAGACCCUAGCCUGCGGUUCCGACUGCUGAAACACACGCGUCUCAACGUCGUUGCUUUCCUCAAUGAAUUGCCCAAAACGCAACAUGACAUCAACUCCUUCGUGGUAGACAUAAGCGCCCAGACUAGCACAUUGCUGUGUUUUUCCGUCAGCGGAGUCUUUAAAGAAGUGGAUGGGAAGUCUCGAGAUUCCAUGCGAGCCUUCACCCGGACAUUCAUUGCUGUUCCUGCAAGCAAUUCAGGGUUGUGCAUCGUAAACGACGAGUUGUUUGUACGGAAUGCCAGUCCUGACGAGAUCCAGAGAGCGUUCGCCAUGCCUGCUCCCACGCCGUCCUCCAGCCCCGUGCCCACGCUGUCCCCGGAGCACCAGGAGAUGCUGCAGGCUUUCUCCACCCAGUCCGGCAUGAACCUCGAGUGGUCCCAGAAGUGCCUUCAGGACAACGACUGGGACUACACCCGAUCUGCACAGGUCUUCACACAGCUCAAGGCGGAGGGCAAAAUCCCAGAAGUAGCGUUCAUGAAGUGA
This is a messenger RNA of Elephantulus edwardii (Cape elephant shrew), 1845 nucleotides long. RefSeq names its product nuclear RNA export factor 1 (gene NXF1). Gene Ontology annotation, molecular function: protein binding; RNA binding. The record is from RefSeq and is a predicted model, not a curated record. NCBI's taxonomy places the organism in Eukaryota, Metazoa, Chordata, Mammalia, Macroscelidea, Macroscelididae. Gene Ontology annotation, biological process: poly(A)+ mRNA export from nucleus. Gene Ontology annotation, cellular component: nucleus; cytoplasm. The transcript has 21 exons. The coding region runs from base 1 to 1845 and encodes 614 amino acids.